GAGAAGGAGGAAGAGAAGGAGGAAGAGGAGGAGGAGGAACGGGUUCCUCCUAUUGCAACAACUCCACCACGUCAUGGCUGGAAGGAGGACUCCUUAAGCCACAGCAGCAGUGAAACGCAGGCGUCGGUGACCAGUGGGAUCUCCCUAGGAGAAGCAAUACGUCAGAAAACUGCUAUUAACUGGGGAAUUGACUCAUGGUAUCAACUUCCACCAGAAGUGGAUGCCAGCCAUUUAACUGCUGCCUCAGAGACCAAGCUUGGCCUGACUUGUGACAGAAAUGACCUGACGGAGUUCCCUACGCUGGAGGAAGGAGUGUUGCCUUCAGCAGAAGCAUCUAGAAGGCAGUCUCCUGGAAACAGAGCACAUAGCUUACUGCUGAAUAUUCAGGACAGUCAAUUCUCUCCCCAUCUUCCACUGCUGAUGUAUUCAACACAAGGCCAAAGAUUGUCAGAUGAGACACUUAUCCAGCGAUCAGAAAUGGAUUUUUUUCCCUUAAGAGGAGUCCCUGAUGUUUCUGGUGUGUCUGAGGAGCAUUCAAAGCCUUUGCACAUCCACGAAGCUGUGUCACUGACAGACUCUCCCUCUGAUGCACCCAGCGACUGCUUUACUUUGUCCCAGCAUCCCUUUUCAUUCAGACUUGUGGAACCUUGUGAUGCCAGAUGCAGUGGUGGUUUGUCUCAACAAGCUUCUUUUUCUGGACAACUACUUGUGAGCAAGGAAGCAAAUGAAGACUGUAAAAAUGUAACUAAUGAGGAGGCAUUGAUUCCCCCAUCAAGUGACAGUUUAGCAAACUCCACUUCCCAGGUGAUGCUAUCCAAGGCAUUUAGACUGAGCCUAAUGGAAGCUUCUCUUCCAGUGCUGACCUGUAGCACGUCUGUGAAAGACGAACAUUUCUUCAAUGACAGCAAUGUACCAGCUACUGGUUUUGAGCUUUCAGAGAAAGAAGAAGGGUUGCUGAGACAUGAUGAGUUCUCAUCUUCAGGAAACUCCUCUUGUAAAACAGCACUGACUAAGAAUUCAGAAAAAAGUGAAAGAGAGGUGCCAAAGGAAAAGGUAAAAAUGGCUGAGAGUGAGUCAGAAGGGUGCAUGAGGCAGCUAGAGAAACUGGAAAAAGCAAAGAACCUUCCUGAGAUUGAUGUGUCUGAUAAUUUAUCUGAUGGUUUGGGGAAAGACAAUUGUAAAAAUUCAGAUGCACGAGAUGAUUUUUCUGCAAAGACUUCUGAAAUAGCCAAACUGCCAAAGGAAUGUGAAGUGGAUUUAAAUCUCUCUGAAAGCUUGAAAUUCGCAGCUGCUACUGAGGAACUCCAGGGAGCUUUCUUAGAUCACCAGCAGAAACAACUACCUCCUGCGGUGAGAUCUGAGAAAAGGGAGUUUAUCCCUGCUGUGUCAAGCACCAGUGACUGUGCACCUAAACAACUGGUUGUGCCUAACAUGGAAGCUCCUUCUUCAUGCAGUGAGGAUGCCCCAGUGGAAGUAGAACCUGGAGUGAGCAGGAGUGAAUUAACUAUUUCAGAUUUUUCCAUAGAGAGGGGCCAUCAAGUUACAGGUAUUUCCCCUUCCUUAAAUCUUGUAGGUGAUGGCUCAUUCUCUCUACACUUUGCUCAUCCAAGCUAUCAGUCUACUCCAGGGAUACUUCUACAGAAAAAUGUUAAGGCAGAAGAACUUGAUGGCCUUGUGAUCAAACCAGAUACUCAGGCCUCUCCUUCCUGCUUAAAUGAAGAAACCUCAGGGAGUUUAUCUACCAGGACACUUGUAUCUCUUGAGAAGCAACAUGCACUCCAAUGUGCUCAGAAAGAAAACAAUGAAUAUUUUGAGUCCUUAAAAUUGAAAUAUCCCGACACUGGACGAAUUCAGUCUCUCCCAUCACUUAGUUUCAUGGAGAAGGUAGGGGCUUGGAACGUGAGUCAGCCAGAGGAGGCACCUGAUGCAGUGACUUCACGUGACCCAGGUGGAGCAUCUCCUAGGAGGAAAGCCUACAGCACAAUUGCCAGUUCUUCAAGCAAUAUUUUGUCAAUAGAAAAAAGUGGUAGAGAUCCCAAAGAUUAUGUUGCUGCUUCCUUAGGAGAGACAGGUUCCCUGGGAAGUUUGCGUUUUCAUAAUAAAAACUUAGUCGUUGUCCACCCUCUUACUAGAUCUCAGUCUGACAACACAGUAAAUAUUUCUAGUAGCAACACAUCCUUGGUUGAAGUUACUCCGCCAGCAAACUCAAUGGAGGCAGUGCAGCCUCUAGAAGCAAAAAGUAAUGUUUUAGUAUCUGCAGAUAGCUUAGGAGGCUCCAUGAUACAAAAGUUUAUAGCUGAGAUUGUUUCUGGAUCUAGUGAUGAAGAUGCAGAGAUUAAUAGUAGAGGACAAAGUUCAGACCCAAAUGUUUUUGUUGCCAGUGCAGGAGUUUCUCCGCCCCUUAGAGAAAACAGAAACUCUCCAACUGCUGACUGGAAGAAUUGUGAUGCUCUUGAAAAUCAGUCUCACAGCCUAAGUAUUCCUACUGGUCAUGUCUGCAUGGACAAUUUCAGUGAUAUUUCCCCAGAUAGUUUGAAUCUUCCUGUUAGUUCUGGAGAAAGUAGCCGUGGGGGCUUGGGCUCUGCCGGGUGCUCUUCAGUGGUUUCCAGGCACUUCUUCACCCCUGCAAAAGGUGACAACUUCAUCCCUGUUGGAGCAACUUCUUUGGAAACUCCAGAGAAAGAAGAGCUUAAUAUUGAAGAAAGGAUCCCACUUUAUCUUCGCAACCUUGGCAUUGAUCAGUCACCUGGAACUAUACUGAUGCCGUUUGUACCCCGAGGACCCAUCAGGGAAGUUGAAUUUUCCCCUUCAGAGCUUAGAACGCUGAAGGACUCCACUGACACGCUGACGAGGGCCGCUCCGAAGCCACAGGAUAAAUUGCUGUCAGCAGUUGAAAUUAUGCAAACAAGUUUUAACUCCGGCACUUCUACUCUCAGUAUGUCUAUACCAAUGAAUUCAGAAGUUGGCUCUGAUAUUCUGUCACCCCGUGAACUCUCUCCCCGCUUCUCAAGAUCUUUUGGAGACAAACCAGUGAGUCAGUGCAGUAUGUCAUGCCACCAACUGGAGAUCACUGCUCUGCUUUCCCCGCAACAGGCGGCAGAGUGUUCAGCUGUCUCCAAAGGAGCUGAACCAAACCAGCAGCCGCAGACUGUUUCACCUGACUGCCGUUCCGACAGAGAGAGUCCCAUGCCUGUUGCAAAAAGCCUUCAGGAUCUGCUAGCUAAAAAUGAGUCAAAAGAUGUGAAUAGCAGCCCGCAGAGAUGGACUGCCAGAUCUUUGGCUGGAGUUACAAACGAGGUGGAAGUUGACAGAAGAUCACAGACUUCAAGUGUAGGUAGUAAGAGGAAUAAGGGUCAAGAAAGUGGUUCUUCGAUUGGAUCUGGUGCUUUGCAAGAAAUACGUAAGCUUUUGGCAGAGGCAGACGAUAUAUCUGGCAGGUGGUGUGUCCUUUCCACUGCCUCUUCUAGUGAAACUGGUGAGUCUUCCCCAGCGCUGAUUAGUAAGGAGGAUGGCACCAAAGAUUCCAGGUUAGUGAAAGACAGAGUCCCUCAGUUUCAGAAGACACCGUCAUGGGAUGAGACUACGACCAGAAGAAGUAUGCAAGAGGAGGGGUUGGUAAUAAAGCCUCUGAAUUAUAACACAUGCAAUUUAAGAUGGGAAAAUUCUUUUGAUAUUAAUUUGCACAAUAGUGAAGAGAUGAUGAAGGAAAUGACCAAAGAGUUUAGGACAGGUAAAUCUGUAGGAAGGUCUGAGCCAGAAGGCUGUAGUAGUGUAACCACAGACAGAAAUCAACCUGGUUUUGUGGGUCUUGAACAAAGUGAUGGAAGUAGUGAAGUCAGCACUGGAAGAACCUCAGAGUUGGAGAAUCCUUCUUCCUCAGAGCCUCUAGGCAGGGUGACCGAUGUCACAGGAGGCUUCCAGAGCAUGUCUAGAGCAAGUGUAGCCAGAAGCAAAGCAGGAGGCAUGCGAGGGAGUGAGGAUAGUAGCAGUGGGGAUUCAAUAGCUGCCUGUGUCAGAACCCUUCUGGGGAAUCCUUCCUCAGAGCCUCUAGGAAAUGUUGAUGUUGCAGGAGACUUCCAGAGCACGUUGUCUAAGGGCACUGCAGCCAGAAGCAAAGUAGGAGGGAUGCGAGAGAGCGAUGAUAGUAGCAGUGGGGAUUCACUAGCUGCCCGUGUCAAAAACCUCCUGAGGAAUCCUCCUUCCUCAGAGGCUUUAGGCAGUGCCACAGAUGUUUCAGGAGGCUUCCAGAGCGUGUUGUCUAAGGGCACUGCAGGCAGAAGCAAGGCAGGAGGGAUGCGAGAGAGCGAUGACAGUAGCAGUGGGGAUUCACUAGCUGCCCAUGUCAAAAACCUCCUGAGAAAUGGAUCACCUGUUGCACACACAACACAAAUGCUGAAGAGCGCAGAGGAAGAGGAGAGGAAAGCGCGAGCAUGGGUGAAGCUCAAACUGGCCAGCCAAUCUCAGGGAUCUGUGUCAGACUCGAGUGAAGAGGACCAACAAAGACUAGAAGAAAUAAAGGCAGAGCUGCUUCUGAGUGCCAAGAAAUCUGCACUAGCCAAGGAUCCACGAGUAUGUGUUUUGGAAGCUGCUUCUGAGUAUAGCCAUAAUCAGGAACAGGACACGGAGUAUUUCCAAGCUCCAAGUGACAAAAGAUUUGACAAAACUUUGACAAAAGCCAUCAGGACUGAGGAGACUGUAGAGUCAAGCUUACGACAAGCCGUGCCAUUACAUCGAGCUGAUUCUUCUGAUUGUUGCCUGCUGGAGGAUACGCAGUUUAAAACUUCAAGCACCGUUCAGACACCGAUGCAUCGAACAGUUACAACUAGUCAUUCUGAUCCUGUUGUUGAACUUCACCCCUCAUUGCAGGAGUGGAAUUCAUGCGCCAUCAUGUCUGCAGCUGCUUCAGAUGUUCAAACAGAUGUCCAUUUACUAGCUCAGAAGAAGCUGUCUCUGGAAGAGUGUUCGGAAGAUAUGGCAAAGCAAAUUACUUCUAUCACCUUUUCGUCUCGGAGACGUUUGACUUCCAUGGCACUCGGCUGUAGUCUUGCUAGAGAUGGCCUUGAUGGGAUAAUGCCUUUGGAGGUUGACUCUGCUAGCCCUGAGGAACAGAGCCAUGGCAAACAACACUGGGGAGGAUCUAAGACCUGUCCUCCUUCAAGUCCAAUGCUUGCUGGCUCAGUGUCUAAAGAGAUUGGUUUUUCUUCUGAGAAAGACAGGUUUCAUCCUGUCUUUGCUGACAGUAACAGAGUUGGAGCUUAUCAAGAAACAGACUGUUCGUCAGAGCAGGAUUCUGUAAGCAUCCAUGCUGAUAAAAGACAGACCCUUAGUGCAAAAAAUUCUGAUGUUCUGCCUCAAGAUGAAACUGAAUUGGGCGGGCAUAGUGCCAGACUGGUGGGGCUUGACUGUGAUACAAGAUGCAUUCAAGAAAUUAAUAGAUUUAAUGAACCCCAUUCUAUAAGCUCUGACCAGCAGGAGAAAAGAAGCCCAGCUGGUCACAGCCAAUUGUAUGGAAGCUUAGAAGGUUCAGGUCCAGCCAGCCAAACUGAUUUGCUGAAGGACCACAUUAAGCUGUUGGCAGAAGAGGAGAAAAGUCCUUCUGAUGAAGUACCUCUCGUUCAGAAAGAGGCUGCGAGAGAGCAAAUCGGUACAUCUCAUCAUUCGUCUACAGAUGAGAUUUUAUCCGCCACGUCUGUAUCUCGUUCAUCACCAACGAAGAAAGUACUGUCUUGUGUCCACAUAACCCUCUCCUCAAAGUCUAACAACUCAGAGCUGCACAGUGACGUGAAUACUGAAAAUGAAAUGAGAUCGGGAGAUAAACCCGAAGUUAAUGCUCAACCAGUGUCUUUAAAAACUCCAGAAACUUUAGUAGAAGCUGUUUCUAAAUUACCAGCUGCUGACCUUAUUCCAGAAGAUCAAAGAUCUUUAUCUUUCCCAAUGCCAGUGUCUUCAGCAGAUCCCUGCCUGGUGCUUUCCUCUGUUACAAGCACAGCAGGGCAGGAGCAGUCUCUGCAAACCACUGAGAGACCACAGGGUCAGGGUUCAGGAGGGUGUAAUCUGAAGAAUAUCUUCAACUCUGUAGUUCCUGCAAAAACUGGGAAAAGUACUUCUGAUGCUGCCACUCAGAUAACAACAGAAAGUCCUGAAAAAACAACCUUCUCAGCAGAAAUUUAUGUUAAUUCACACAACGACGGAAAUGCCGUCCACCAGUCAUCUCUCCAGAAAGCACAUGAACUUCCCAACAACGCAACUUUAUCUCUUAACAAGAUUUCCCCUUUCCCAAGGCAGGGUGAUCAGCCCUUACUGCUGCCCUAUAAACCUUCUGGAAGUACUGGGAUGUAUUAUGUUCCUUAUCUAAAGACAAGAUCCAUAAUUUCUCGAGAUGGGUCAGAAACCAAUGUUGAGAGCUCUCACUCAGAGUCAAAUGAUGCUCUUCCUCCAAGGUUUCCAGCAAAAGUGCUUGGUUUAAGGGAUGAUAAUCCUCCAGACAGUACAGCUAUCAAGUGUAAAGAAGGAAUCUACACGAAGAGGGCCAAGCCCAAGCUAGCCUGGGCUGAGGAGCAAAUGAUACCACUGGAAGCUUCCCCAGAAUGCACAGAUCGUUCGAAGUCUGUAAAAACCACUCAUUCAGUCUUCAAAUCUGCACGGUUCUACCUUCAGCAUCCAACGCCCAUCUGUGAGAGCUACUUCUUGUCUAACAGCGAGCUGUCAGAAGACAGUUCUGGUAUCGGACAUGCUAGACCUUCCUCAAGUGCCAUCUUACAGAACUGGAAAAAAGCACGUCGUCAUCAGCGUGUUUUCUCUGUUUGUCAUAAAAAAGGUGGUGGAAAUGAAUUCUGUCCGCUCACUGCGGAAGCAGAUUACAGCAACAGUGAGUAUCUAAAUGUUAGCACAUCUUUGGGGAAUGAAAUGCCACGGAAGGAGCUACCUCAACGUGGAGGAAGAGAAGCAGAACAAAAGGCAGCUAGAAAUUAUCCUUCACCAAGUAGCCAAACCACUCGCCGUAAUGAGAAUGUGGAGAAAGACCUACCACCGAGACAGAGCGCCCACUCCCCUGGUAGCUUAGAUGAGCUCUGGAUUAAGUUUUUGGAGUGCCAGAAGAGACACCAGCACCGUGAUUUUAAGAGUAAGGGUGAACUGUCCCUUGUUGAACGCCUCGAUCGAUUGGCCAGGGUCCUUCAGAAUCCCAUUCAGCAUACAUUAAUACCAACAAGAUCCGAAAAUAAUGUUUCUGAGAAGAAAAUAAAGGGAAGAGAGCAGACUAAAAUAAAACUUCCAGAAAGGAGCUUGUCUGAAAACACCUUAGAGCCUAAUGCAACGCAUGUUGAAGAAAGACCACAAAUCACCCAUGAUAAAAAUAACCUUGUUGAGCUCGGGAAAAAUAGGUCAGGUGAGAAAAUUAUCCGCCACAUGAAUAAAAUUUUGGAGCACCAGCAGUACUUGGAAACUCCUAGUGAUGCUUCCACAGAAACGAGGCUUAGUAGAGAUCAUAGCACCACGAUCAGUUCCACCACCUCGGAAUCAGAUGCGGUGACCCAAACAGAGACAGAAACUGCUACUCAGACUGAGAUGAGCAGUUCCGUUUCCACCAUUGAUACUGCCAGGCUGAUCAGGGCUUUUGGGCACGAAAGAGUGCGGCUGUCACCAAGACUCUCCCAACUUUAUUGUACAAUCAACCACCAGAAAAGUCGCUCUGAAAAGCGGGACAAAGGAAGUGGCAAAGAAGUGGGUGUAGAAUAUCCAAAGGUCACUUCUGAGAGACACAAGAAAAGGAAAGAGAUCCAGAGUGCCAUCUCCCUUUCAUUGGAUUCAACCUCUGCAAGCAGCAGUUCCUGGGGGCCAAGCUCUGCUCUUAGUAACAAGCGACGGACUCGGAUGCUAAACAAAGGUAUCCAAGCAGGAGACUUGGAGAUUGUGAACAGUGCAACUAAGAAGAACACUCGAGAUGUUGGUGUGACUUUUCCUACCCCAAGAUCUAGCCAGCCAAAUCAACGGCCACAGGAACCCUGGCAUUGUGUGGAUGGUAUUUUUGGAGAGUCAGAUGGUAUGGUCACAGAUCAUCAGGCAGCAGGAAGCAAGGAUAAGCAGAAGGGACAGCCAGGCAAUUUUUUUGUGGAGAAAAGGACGAAAAGGAGCAGGCUGCAUUUGCCACAAGGGAUAUCCUGGUUCGUCCAAGCAGAAGACUUGAAAUCUGAAUCUAGGAAAGAAAACCAUUCCAAUUCCUUUUCUGGUCCCGGACCAUCUUGGUUUGAACCAUUGACCAGCAUGAAGCCUUGGAGAGAGCCUCUCCGGGAGAAGAACUGGCAAGAGCAGCAGCACUGCAGCAUGAUUCGGCCAGCAGUUCCAGAAAGAGAUGCUGAGCACAGGUCCUCACGGCCGUUCGUGAAGCUGACGCUACAGGAGGCUCUUGCAGUGCAUCGCCCUGAUUUCAUCUCCCGUUCUGGAGAGCGUGUGAAGCAUCUGAAGCUUGUAAUGGAGGAGAGGAGGAUACAGAGCGUACUGCAGUCUGAACGAGAGAAGCUAUUUAAUCCUCCAGGGAAAAGAAAGGGCUACAGGAGUGCAAGUCACAUGAUGUCUGACAGAGGUUUUCUGAUUAGAGAAAAGAGAAGAACAAUUCCAAAGAGUGAAAUGGUUCAAAGAUCUAAACGGAUCUAUGAACAGCUGCCAGAGGUGCAGAAGAAGCGGGAGGAAGAGAAGAGAAAAAUGGAAUAUAACUCAUACCGCCUGAAAGCACAGCUUUAUAAAAUGAAAAUCACCAACCGUGUCUUGGGGAGGAAGGUUCCUUGGAACUGAUAGAGAUCUCCUGUUCAAACGAAGGUGUAUUGUGCUUAGCAGACUUGCAGCGUAAAGGAGAUUGUGAGAUGUGAAAAAAAUAGUGCAGUAAAUACUUGUGCGGUGUACGUUUUGUGGUGUUCAGUCGUGUUAUUUUUGUACUAAUACAAUCUUGCCGUAUUUAAGAAUCAGUGAUUUGAUAUGAAUGUCAGGUUUUAAAAUAAAUGGCUGGGUUUUGUAGUGAUGUUAUGCACUUCCAGUGUAAACAUAGUUUGGAACUACUUGGUUCAUGAUGUAUUUAUAAUGACCUGAUUGAAAUAGCAGUUUUAUAUUAUUAUUUUAAAUUGGAUUUAACAGUGAUUUUUUUUAAAUUUUCUAUUUCAAAGUAGAAAACUUGUAAAGUUUUUACUGCGAAAACUCUUUAAAUAAAUAACA
Molecule: messenger RNA, 9204 nt
Organism: Athene cunicularia (burrowing owl)
Lineage: Eukaryota; Metazoa; Chordata; Aves; Strigiformes; Strigidae
Gene: ALMS1
Product: ALMS1, centrosome and basal body associated protein
Exons: 19
Coding region: 421-8790 (2789 amino acids)
Biological process (GO): regulation of centriole replication
Cellular component (GO): centriole; centrosome; cytosol
Source: RefSeq, a predicted model, not a curated record